This is a messenger RNA of Pelmatolapia mariae (spotted tilapia), 2515 nucleotides long. Its product is annotated as calsequestrin-2-like. Bases 242 to 1366 code for a protein of 374 amino acids. NCBI's taxonomy places the organism in Eukaryota, Metazoa, Chordata, Actinopteri, Cichliformes, Cichlidae. The record is from RefSeq and is a predicted model, not a curated record. Gene Ontology annotation, biological process: regulation of cardiac muscle contraction by regulation of the release of sequestered calcium ion. The transcript has 12 exons. Gene Ontology annotation, molecular function: calcium ion binding. Gene Ontology annotation, cellular component: sarcoplasmic reticulum lumen; Z disc.
CCUACACGCGCGGCUUUUUCGCAGUUUUCGCAGUUUGCAAGUUGCUAAUUUACAUAGAAUCAAUGUAUUUGUUUGUGUAGGUUAGGUUUUUUUAGAGCAAGCAGACCAUACAGGUUAACAGCACUUCAAGUAACUCCUGCACGAAAAACACUCUGUCAUGUAAUGGCUCGACUAUAAAUUAUCGUACUGAAUUGCCGAGGAAGGUCUAGAGUUCCCCAAUUUUGACGGGAAAGACAGGGUGAUGGACAUCAAUGAGCGCAACUACAAAAAGGCUCUGAAGAGAUAUGACCUGCUGUGCCUGUUCUACCACGAACCUCUGCCGGCCAACAAGGGUCUUCAGAAGAGGUUCCAGAUGACAGAGCUGGUGUUGGAGCUUACAGCUCAAGUCCUGGAGAACAAAGACAUCGGUUUUGGAAUGGUGGACUCCCAGAAGGAUGUCAAAGUGGCCAAGAAACUGGGACUGGAGGAGGUGGGCAGCUUGUACGUGUUCAAGGACGACCGUGUGAUUGAGUUUGACGGGGAGCUCUCAGCAGACACUCUGGUGGAGUUCCUGUUGGAUGUGUUGGAAGACCCAGUAGAGAUGAUCAAUAAUGCCAUGGAGGUGCGAGCCUUUGAGAGGAUGGAGGAAGACAUCCGCCUCAUUGGUUAUUUCAAAGGAGAAGAUUCAUAUUUCAAGGCUUUCCAGGAAGCCUCAGAGCGGUUUCAGCCUUACAUCAAGUUUUUUGCUACAUUCGAUAAAUCUGUAGCCAAACAUCUUUCCCUAAAGAUGAAUGAAGUUAAUUUCUAUGAGCCAUUCAUGGAGGAGCCGGCCAUCGUGCCUGGAAGACCUCUAUCCGAGAUAGACAUUGUUGAAUAUGUAACCCAGCACAGAAGAGCUACUUUGAGGAAGCUCCGGGCUGAGAAUAUGUUUGAGAUAUGGGAAGAUGAUAUGGAUGGAAUACAUAUUGUUGCUUUUGCUGAGGAAGAAGAUCCAGAUGGAUAUGAGUUCCUGGAAAUCCUGAAAGAUGUGGCCAGAGACAAUACCAACAACCCAGAGCUGAGUAUUGUCUGGAUCGACCCUGAUGACUUCCCUCUGUUGACCACUUAUUGGGAAAAAACUUUUAAGUUGGACCUGUUUAGACCCCAGAUCGGUGUGGUCAAUGUGACAGAUGCAGAUAGUGUCUGGCUGGACAUGUCCAAUGAUGAGGACCUGCCCACUGCAGAGGAGCUGGAGGACUGGAUAGAGGAUGUCCUGUCAGGGAGGGUGAACACCGAGGACGACGAUGAGUCCGCUGAUGAGCCCGAAAACCCUGACAGCUACAUCACGGAAGACAGCGAUGAAAUUCAUGACCUAGAUGAAGGAGAUAAUGACGAUAACUACAACUGACCCUCAAAGCUUUAUAUCCGCGCAGAUCAGACCUGAACUAGCUUGGAACAUCACAAUAUGAGAUUGUAGACAAAUUCAGAUGUCUCUCUUUUUUUCUAAUGACUUUAAAAAUGCUAAAUUAAACAAAUUCUAAAACAUAGAUGGUGUAGAUGUUAGAUGUUUUUGACUAUGGUUGUAAAACCAAAGUAACAAGCUAAGAGAUGCUAAGACAUUCCAUGAAGCUGACAGGAAUUAUUCAGUGAGGUGAUACAUUUUUGUGUGUUUCUGACUCAUGACACAUAGUGAUUUGACCCGCAUUUUUAAUAAACAACAACAAAAAAAUUAUUUUUAGCAACUUUAAGGUUUACAUGACCAAGAUAGCAAUGGCAACUUCUGAGUGUAUGCAUGUCUGUGAAAAUAAAUGUCAACCAUUAAAGCUCAAACUGUUUCUUGUGACUCACUGUGUUAAUAUUAUUUUAUAAAUAUAAGAUUUGCCUCAAACAUGCAAACUUGCAUGCAAAUAUCCUUCAAACUUGUGUCCUCUACCAGAGGCCUGGGAGCUUGAGGGUCCUGGUUUGGUCCAGCUGGUUAGCCAUCAUUAGUUUGUCUGUAUCUAGAAAUCUCACAGGACGCAGUCAUUCUUAACCACCCUAAGGGGCGUCUCCCAUUUUUACAUAUGUUUCUGUAUACUAUGCUAACCACUUGGUUGCCUGUUAGCAUCUUCCACCCUUCUGUAUCCUGUCUGAGCUGGAUCUUCACACAGCCUGCACCUGGGUCUUGCCUGGUGUAGUAAACCCCAGCCUCUAUCGAUCUUGUGCUUAGAACUUGUUCCUGUGCUGACAUGAUUAUUGCCUCUGUGCUGUUUUUCAGUCCCACUUUGUCCAGACAUUGGUACAUUUUUUGAUAUCAGCCAUUUCUUCUCUCUGCUGGUGGUACAUGUCCUGCAAGGGCCCAUCCUUCCAUGAUGGUUCUUCUUGCUUCGCUUCUUUUUUGGCUUUCUGUUGCCUGAGGUAUUCACUAAGCCCAUGACCAGUUGUGACCAUCUUCCUGAUGUACUCAUGGAUCUUUGUGUGGUUCUGACACUUCUUCCUUCUGCUUAGCCUACAGUCUUAGGAUGUUGGACUUGGGAUGAAACCCUUCAUGCGUGUCCUGUCUUGAUGUCAGUGGCUU